AUGGCCGUAGGUGUAGUUCCAGAGGUCGACCAGCAGACCACGCCCUCGGAGCUCCCCAUCGAGGGCGACCCCGAGGCAGAGAUCGAGCUCAGCGUGUCCGAGGCUGGGACGGACUACUUCACUCUGAGCGGCCGCCGCCUCCAGCUGGUGAAGCCCCUGGACCGUGACGACCAAGAUCUGUCCACGCUAAGCUUCCAGAUCAGCUGCAGCGUGAGGAGCGCCGGCCGGGUCCGCAGCAUCCCCGUCAUCGUCCGCAUCACCGACGUGAACGACAACCCGCCCGUGUUCGGCGGGCUGCCCUACGUCGUCACGGUGCCCGAGUCGACUCCAGUUGGCUCAACUAUCUUCAGGGAUGUCCACGCUGAAGACAAGGAUGCAGGUGUGAACGGUCAAGUCGACUACACCAUCAUCCCUGGCAACACGUCGCCAGAAAGUGAUGGCUAUGGAAUCUUCAGCAUCAAUUUACCGCAUCAAGGACUUAUUACAGUUAAUAGGUCUCUUGACUAUGAAAGAACUUCAUUCUACUACAUUACUAUUAAAGCCAUGGAUCGAGCUCAGCCUGCAGAUACUCGCCUCAGUGCCACCACAACCCUAACAGUGACGGUGGCAGAUAGCAAUGAUCAGGACCCAGUAUUUGAGUACGAGUCUUGCCCUCGAGUUGGAAGCUUCUGCGCAAAUCCAGAGUAUCGAGCAUCAGUCACUUCAGGAGAAGUGUCGGGAGUGUUAGAAAUAAAACCUGAAAGAAUAAAGGCUGUGGAUCUUGAUUCUUUGUCUGCAUCUAUCAGGUACUCAUUUAUGUCUGGACGACCCGGGAACUACAACCAGUUCUUCACAAUCGACCCAAGAACUGGAGCCGUCACGCAUACUGCCGCCGUAGAUAGAGCAGCUGCCAGAAAGUUUGAAAUUGUUGUAAAGGCAGAGGAAGAGAGUGAAGAUAGACGUUUUGCAACAGCAAAAUUAACGGUUGAUGUCCUGGGCAUUGAUUCCUCACCGCCAGUUGUAACAGCAUCUUCCUAUACUGGCAAUGUCAACGAAAAUGCAGCUCCAGGAACACCCGUUUAUGAUGAUUACCCAGAACCUCGCGCUGUCACUCUCACUGUCACAGAUCCAGAUUUGACGCUUACUGAUGAUGUGCCAACCUACACCUGGGAACUGACAACCACAGCCUUCCGUAUCGAUCCUGGAGGUCAGUUGGUUGUUGCUGAGAAUAAUUUAGAUCGUGACCCGCCUAAUCCUGGCCUUUAUACUUUCCAGAUCGUAGCACGUGAAGCUUGGGAAGGUGGAGCAGCCAGUGCCCCCGUUACCCUGACGGUGGAGCUGAAUGAUGUCAAUGACAACCAACCCCGUCUACCGGUGUAUCCUCCCGUCUCAGUGCAGGCAGGAGCAGCAAGAAGAACCAUAGCUAAAAUUGAAGCGAAAGAUAAUGAUAUAGGAGACAAUGCAGUAGUCAAGUACAGUAUUUAUCACGUGUCAAAUAACGGAAAAGAAAAGUUUUCUAUGAAUGCAUCGACUGGAGACCUCGCACUUGUAGGAGAAGUAGAAGCUGGAGAGCAAUAUUCUAUUACAUUGAGAGCAACAGAUAAAGGAGGUUUGUAUAGCCAAAGCAUUUUGGAAGUAAUGGUGAACAGAGGGCCAAACACCGGAGGUCCGAUCUUUACUUUACCUCGUUAUUCCGCUGUCAUCAGCGAAGGAGCAGCUCCCGACUCCGCCAUUGCCACGUUAACGGCAAUAGACCCAGAAGGUGACCCAGCCACUUUUUCCUUUGUUGGUGGCAAUGACCUUCGCCACUUUGAUAUUGGAGACACUUCUGGUACCAUUCGUCUCAAAGAAAAAUUGGACAGAGAAAGUCUUGAUUCAUAUGCCUUAAUUGUAAAAGCGGAAGACCCAGAAGGCCUUGCUAACACGGCUACAGUUACUAUUGCUGUUGGAGACAUCAAUGACAAGAACCCGGAAUUUGUGGGCCUCCCAUAUUCCUUUAGAGUAGAUGAAGGACUGACGGAUGCAGUUGUUGGAGCAGUUAAGGCUGAAGACGGUGAUCUAGACCUUCAUGGAGAAGUAAUGUUCUCAGUGCCAGAAGAAUCUCCAUUUAGCAUUGGAAGUGAAACUGGAGAGAUACGAACCAAGACAGCGUUGGACUAUGAAAAGCAACAGAUAGGGAUGGACUUUCCUCAGGUGCAUUAUCUCGUGGUGACAGCAAAGGAUGGAGCAACUGACCCACGUAUCUCAACUGCUACGGUGACUGUGCUUGUCAGUGACGUUGGAGACGAGCCACCCAUCUUCACACAACAGGUGUAUGAAGCUUUAGUGCCAGAAAAUGUACCUGAUUCUUUGGUUGCCACCGUGGCUGCAACGGAUCCAGACACCAGGCCUGAUAUUACCUAUGUGUUGGUUAAUGGCGAUACGCAGUUAUUUAGUAUUGAGCCAGAAUCUGGUCGUAUCACUACAAUUCGUGGUUUGGACUAUGAACAGGCUCCACGCCACACAAUUAUUGUUGGUACUCUUGAAAACCAAGAUGGCCCACAGGCCACCUGUUCUGUACUGGUGACAGUUGAAGACAAGAAUGAUAACCCACCCAUCUUCAGCGCACCCAUUCCCCCUCUGACUAUUCCUGAGGCGUCUCCUCCUGGCACCCUUGUGGCCACUGCUCUUGCUACUGACGCUGACGGGACCAAGCCGAAUAGUCAGCUGGAAUAUGAACUAAAAGGAUAUGGCAUAGCACCCGAUUACUUUGCUAUUGACAAAGACUCUGGAGUUAUAACUAUCAAAGCCGACCUCCUGCCGGAAUUGGAGUCAGAUUUUGAGUUGGAAAUCGUUGCAAGAGAUUUAGGCAGUCCACAGCUCAGCACCACGUCGACCGCUUCAGUGUCAGUGGAGCGGCCCGGUGUGGAGCCAAGUGUACCCAAGAGCUGGGCUACAUUUUCUGAUACUGAAUAUAAUGCCGAAGUUAAGGAGGAUACAGCUCUAGGGACACUCGUGCAUAAACUAACUAUUCUUAAUAAACCCGAUUUAGUAGGACAUCUCCGCUGUGCUAUACUGGAUGGCAACAGUGAUGGGUUAUUUAACGUAGACGUGACUGCUGAACGUCAUUGUGGACUUUUCGUUAAAGCCCCUCUUGACUACGAGACAAAAGGGCAUUUCACGCUCUCAGUGGCUCUUGAAUUGCCCACAGCCCCGCCGGAAACUGAGAACAGGGUUGCAAAAGUGCAUGUAAAUGUCAUAGAUGCGAAUGACAACAAACCAGAAUUUAUUUUCACCCCUCCGUACAGUGACUUUACACACUCCAGUUAUUAUGCUUUCGUUUCUGAAAAUGCUCCUAUUUCAUCAACUGUUUUACACGUUACAGCCACAGACAAAGAUUCUGGUGACUUUGGAACUGUUCAGUACAAGUUGGUGCCUAAAAGUAACCGUGGGGGAUUCUUUCAUUUGGAACCGAAUGGAAUUCUUACAACAGAAAAGGAAUUGUCAUCUGUGUCUCCCUCGCUGCUGCCUUUUAAUCUGACUAUUGUGGCAAGUGACAAUCCACGUAAAAGUGAGGGGGACUCGCAUUCCACUUCUGUUUCUGUUAUUGUGAACCUGGUUCAGGAGAAUCAUCGCCUGGUGAUGGUCGUGGAAGCCUCCCCUAACCGUGUCAAGGACAGCAAAGACAAACUGGUUGCUGUCCUACAAGAGCAUUCCAAUAAAAUAGUAGGCAUUGAAAAGGUGGAGUCUAGGCGAUUUAUUGGUAACUACAGCAUUAGAAGUGAUACCAACAGCACAGAUGUGUGGUUCCAUGUUGUUGAUCCACUCACUGGUAGACUCUUGGAAAGGAAGCAUCCUGCUGUUGAACAGUUUACUGUGAAAGAUGCAGGGAGAAAUAAGCUGUUAUAUCAUGUGACGGCAGCGCUCAAUGGUACGAGAGCUACAGACAUCCGAUCUCCACUAAUCCUGCAACCUGUUGUAGAGACGACCGUCCAGCCGCCGGUAAGAAGAGCAGACCCUCUGGAAGGGUUGUAUGUGGCUCUGAUAGUGCUUGCUGGAAUUAUAGCAGUGCUUGGACUAAUUGGCAUAUGCUAUAUAUGUGUACAGUGGCAAAAAUACGUUAAACAUCGAGGUGAAGCCGAGAAAGCUGUGGUCGUUGUGGCGCCCCCGUAUGAGCGCGUUGGCUCAGUCAUUGAACCAGUUGCUAAGGAAUAUGAAGUACAGGUUUUGCAUAUGAGUGUUCCCAUGGAUGAUGAUUCUGUUCAGGAAGUUCCCAUGGAUCCAAGACCAUCUCACCACUUUUCCAUGGAUAAUGUAUCAUACAUUACCAAACAGCAAUCAGUGAGCGAGGACGGCAGCACAAUCAGUAGCGCAGAGAUGGAAGGUGUCAUGGGGAGCCACAUGGGCAUCAGAAGGAUGUCCCCACAUGGCCAUCAUGACACCUUGGGAAUGGAGUGGGAUACUCCACCAGGCCAGCGACACAUGCAGCACAUUGCGGCCAUGGCGGCUUCGACCCCGGCAGGAAGAAACCCAGCUUAUGAGCAUUUUCCAGAUGAUGACGAGGAUGUUGGGGAGGGACCUCUGAGUGUGAGUGCAACUAACGAAAAUGUCAUGUUUGGUCGAAGAGGCAUCGCAGAUCCUUCCCCGGUGCAGACGACCACUGAACUUUAAAAUGGCGGUAGAAAAUAGUAUUUCGAAUUUACAAUCUGGAAUCCAUGUUCUAUUUUUUCAAGUUUUAUGCAUCAGGCGUGUGCACAAUAAAUUUAAACUAGAAGAUACACGUGGAACAGGAAUAAAAAUAACAUCUAGAUAUUAUUGAAUUGUUACUAUUUAAAUAUGUAGUACUGAAAUUUGCCCAUGCAAUUGUGUAUAUCCGAUAAUUAGUUCAUAUCUGAUAUGGUUCUCUAAUAUUUAAUUACAGAAAACUCAUCACACAUCAAUUUAUUACGAAUUAAGUGUACUGUCUUCCCAAUAUUACGUGCAAUAGACAUCCGAUUCUAUACUUUGACAAUGCUUUGUAUGCUAAUAUAAACAACUAAACCCAAUGGCAGACGUAUUUUUUUUAUUUGCUGAACACUAUACUGUGCAUGUGAAUACUAAAAUAGUUACAUAUAUAGAGACACAGAUUAGACUAUACAUUAAGUUAUCGGGAAUCCCUAUACUUACAUACACACAUAUACAAAGGGAAGAGCACACCCAUUUAUUUGCGAGAACACUGAAAUAUUCAAGUGCUCAUUUGACGUCACACGUUCAGCUAGUCAACAGAUUCAGCAUUCCUCAGUCAGUCUUUAUAAUUGGGCAUAGCUUUGCAUUAGAGUAAAGGUAUCUUGAUUUAAUUUUAUUUAUAUUGAUCUGUAAUAUAUUCCUUGGAGAAUGUCACCAAAAUCUCAGGGUCAGCAGGAUUUUUGUAUAGAAUUGGAUGGCUUCUGGGAACACUAUUAGUUACCACGCUAUUGCUUCUGUCAUUAUUUUUUGUAGACAACAGUUUCCACUAAAGGAAGUUGUCAACGGUAAAUGUUAUUUCUUGUAUUUUUUACAAAAGCGUUUUUUAAUAAGGUAUUUUAUAAAUAGAACUCAAAACCUAUAUAUCAUUAGCAUUGAUCAUACAGUUGAUAACAUGAUUAGAAAUUAAGGGAUGAAUGUAUAUCUAACUAACCUAACUUAGCAGUAGAUUAUGUUUCUAAUUUUUAUAUAUAGCCUCUAGAAGUCAUUGGCUGAUGCAAGUAAUGUUUCUCUGUUUUACUGUAAUCAUAACCUGUAAAUAAGGUUCCUGGGUCAUUGUAUUCCAAUAUCUCCCAUAGAUAUCACUUUUAUCUGUCACCUGCUGAUGUAAGAGUUAUAAUGCUGAGCCACUUGUCAUAUUAUUUAAUAUCAGCAUUAUUUUAUAAACUGAUGACUUAAGUAAGACAGUCAACUGUUGUACAUAUUACAUUCAAAGUAUUUGAUUACUUGUAUUAUUUUAGGAUACUGCAUUAUGUACAGAAAUAGAGUCAUAUUAACGUGAAGUCUUUAUUGUAAAUUGGAAUUAUAGAUGUGUAUUAUUGCUAUACAAAAUGUUCAAAAUCCUAGGUUAUAUAACAUUUGUAAAUAUUAGUUAAGCAUUGGUUGUGUAAUAUGAUAAUAUAAACAGAGAGCUUGAGAUCUUAAUAUCAAAUUACGUGAUUGUGAUUGGCAAUUCAGUUUCGUAGCUUAUUUUGUGGUAAUAUACAGUAUUUUGCCGAGGUUUAUAGAAAACACCCGGAAUUCUGUAGUAAAUAAUUGGAUAUUUUGAGUUGCUCAUUACUAUAUCCAAUCACACUCCCCAUAGGAGAGCAUUUACAGAAGACGUGAUUUACUGAGAACUAUCGGUAUCUAUUUUUCAUUCCGUGAAACACAGGUUGUGCCAACUUUAAUCCUUACUGUCGAUUUGAUUUCCUUUUGUGUGCAGAAGUUGUUGUAGUAAUGAAUCCUAGGUAGAACUGUUAUGUUUUUUAAAAAUAAAGUGUCUAUAUUAUUUGA
This is a messenger RNA of Penaeus chinensis, 6456 nucleotides long. It is a transcript of the gene Cad99C, whose product is annotated as cadherin-99C-like. Gene Ontology annotation, biological process: homophilic cell-cell adhesion. The transcript is spliced from 30 exons. NCBI's taxonomy places the organism in Eukaryota, Metazoa, Arthropoda, Malacostraca, Decapoda, Penaeidae. Gene Ontology annotation, molecular function: calcium ion binding. Bases 1 to 4629 code for a protein of 1542 amino acids. Gene Ontology annotation, cellular component: plasma membrane. The record is from RefSeq and is a predicted model, not a curated record.